AUGAUCUCGGGGCGCUGCCUCGGGCUGAGGGGCCCAGAGCGCGCUGCUCAGGGCGCUGAGGAGCCCGUGGUUCACAGGCCCUAUCUGGUGUGGGUCUCAGAAGGCCCGUGCCGCCCCGUGGCACUGGCAGGUCGCGGCCACAGAUUUCAGACGGAGGGGCUGCGCGUUUUUGGGGUGCGGGGGUGGGGGGACGUGCAGCUAAAGAAUGCAGCGGGGCAGCGCUGCGAGCAGCUGGGUGUCUCCCGGCUGCGGACGGCUCCUGAGCAGGCCGCGGGGGGCCGGAGCGUCAUCAGCGGGGGUCUGGACGCCUUGGAAUUCAUCGGGAAGAAGACGAUGGACGUCAUAGCGGAAGGGGACCCCGGCUUUAAGAGAACCAAGGGCCUCAUGUACCGGGGCGCCACGCUCUCUCAGGUGUUACGGGAGGCGAAGGAGAAAGAGGAGCUGUCGAUGUCCGGCGCGGUUGCCGUGGAGACGGACAGGAAGCCGCACUACGGGCUACUCUUCGACGAAUUUCAAGGCCUCUCGCACCUGGAAGCGCUGGAGAUGCUCUCGCGAGAGAGCGAAGUGAAGGUACCGCCGCGAGGGUCUCCGGACAGGCCGGGGCGGGCUGCGGCUUCUGUGCUCCGCGCGGCCGGGGCGUCUCUGCGGGCCGAGAGGCCUGAGGACUUCGCCGAGGAGGUAGCGGAGCUGCUCGCCCGGCUGCAGGUCUCGUCCAGGCCGGAGAAGCUCACCAGGCCUCCGCCAGCUGUAGCGCACACUGGUGCUCCGGUCUGCCACCCUCGCCGCCCCGGUCGCUGGUGCGUGUCGCUGGACUGGGCGUUUGUGUGGGGCCACAGCGUGUCCACUGAAAGCCGCCGCUCCAGCCCUCGGGCCGACGGGCCGGCCCGCUGCAGUCUGUCGGCCCCCACGGCUCUGAGGGGUCCCGGGGUGGCGGGACGGGGCCCUGCCCUUGGGGAGCUGGGGGCCAGCACGUCCCAGAGCCCCGGCUCGGGCAGGGCCACCUGGCCGUGUGCGUGCGAGGCGAGGCCCGCACCCUUGGGAACGAGGCCGCCUGUCGCCCGAGCCCAGAGCGGCAAGGGCCAGCUCCAGGACAGCGUGCAGGGAGGCCGCAGCCCAGCGCCUGCUCACGGCGCGCUCCAGCCGAGCGGCCGUCUGUGGGGCCGGGGCUCCAGGUUGGCUGGGGCUGGCUGCCCGGUGCACGAGAGCCCGCUGCCAUGCCCUGUGGGCAGCGAGGGCAACUGCCAGCGCCACAGCUCCGUGAGGCUGUGCGUGGCACAGGCCGGGCACUGGCACGUCCCCUCCUCAGCCUGGAGCGCGUCAGUGAGCUUGUGGCGCUGGAGGCCUGUGUGCGGGCGUCACCUGCUGUCCGGGUCAGUUGGAUGGGUGGCUCUGUGGGUAUCGGGGGUCUCCAGAGUGGACCGUGAACGAAGCAAACACUCGGAGAAGCCUCGCGCCUCCCCGUGGCCACCGCCGUCCUCCGCUGCCGGCGGGCGGUGA
Condylura cristata (star-nosed mole) is the source of this 1497-nucleotide messenger RNA. It is a transcript of the gene FAM114A2, whose product is annotated as family with sequence similarity 114, member A2. The transcript has 5 exons. Lineage: Eukaryota; Metazoa; Chordata; Mammalia; Eulipotyphla; Talpidae. The record is from RefSeq and is a predicted model, not a curated record. Bases 1 to 1497 code for a protein of 498 amino acids.